Entrophospora candida is the source of this 1551-nucleotide messenger RNA. NCBI's taxonomy places the organism in Eukaryota, Fungi, Glomeromycota, Glomeromycetes, Entrophosporales, Entrophosporaceae. The record is from the annotation of a GenBank genome assembly.
AUGUCACAUCAUUUGCCCACUUCCCCAAAAAUACAACCUCAAUUUACCACAUUAAAAACUAAACCUACUACACACCUUGUUUUAGAGGUUUCUUCGCCUGCUGCUGCUAGACGUAACUCUUCAGCUGCUGCCUCUAUAAAAAGUUUUAACAGUGAUAUUCGCAUAAAAGAGAAUACUGCCGUUGACGAUUAUCUUAUGGGGCUUAUGAACAGAUCUGCCUCGAAUUCUUCUAAUGAACAACCGUCAAAUAAUUAUUUACCAGCAUUUGGAGGCACCAGAAACAUGUUUAAUGGUCAUAAGAGAAAAGCGUCGCAUAGUGAACAAGACAGUGAUUUAUAUUCAGAACUUUCAGAGAAAUCGAACACAUCAUCAGAUUCCAAUGAUUGUCCAAUUGCUAAUAAUGAGCUUUCAAAAGAUCGUUCAAAAUCUGAUUCCUCAAUGAAAGAAUAUUCUGGACAUCGACGUAAAUAUGGAAAUGAAGACCCAGGAUCUGCAUCUUGGACUAAACAUAGUAAACACUUUUUUAUAUUGAGUAGUGCAGGAAAACCUGUUUAUACACGGUGUAUAAAUGCAGGACAACAUAAAUUUGUAUUUUUAUUGAAAGGACCAUUAUAUUUAGUUGCAGUUUCAAGGACUAAUGAAUCUGAAUUACAGCUUAGAGAACAAUUGAAUUAUUUAUAUAAUCAAAUAUUAAGCCAAUUAACUUCAAAACAAUUAACAAAAAUUUUUGAACAGAGAACAAACUUUGAUUUAAGAAAACUUCUUGGAGGAACUGAGCCUUUUUUUGACAAUCUUGCAACAUCUAUGAAUCAUGAACUUGGAUUUAUGUUAGGAUCAGUUCAAUGUGUUAGAAUGAGUAAAACAUUACGUGAUAAAAUUGGUAGCAUAAUGCAAUUUGCAAGAUCUAAAGAUCUUUUAUAUGCCAUGUUAAUAACAGAUAGUAAAUUAAUAACUUCGCUAGGACCUAGGAAGCAUAACUUGCACCCUUCAGAUAUUCAUUUGAUCUUUAACACUGUAAAUGGAUCAUCGUCAUUCAAAUCAUAUGAAUCAUGGGCACCGAUAUGUCUUCCAGGGUUUAACAGUAAAGGAUUCCUUUAUGUAUAUCUGUGUUAUAUAGCAGUGAAUACAUGUUUAGUAUUGAUAUCACCAGACAAAGAAAAAUUUUAUGAAUUAUCUGAAGCAAGAAAUGUGAUAUUUGAGAAAUUGGAAUCAACUGGUUCAUUAAAGGGAAUUGAGGAAGCUUUACAAAACGAUUCUUAUUCUAUUGAUGAUAUUGGUGUUCCAGGUUUACGACAUUUUAUAUACAAGUCAACAAUUCAUGUACAGUUAUUUAAAUUGUAUCGUCAUGUACAUGAUCGUAUACAUUCUAAAUUUAGACCACUCAAAGUAUAUUAUUGUGUUAGUAAUUCUGAAACCAUACUAGGAUGGGUAACAUCAUCAUUUGAACUUUAUGCUUCAUUCAGGCCACACAUAUCAAAAACUGCUUUAACCACUUCAUCACAUGCAUUGCUGAAAUGGAUUAGAAAAGAAGAAGAAAAUUUAUUUAUAUAA